This is a messenger RNA of Elaeis guineensis (African oil palm), 900 nucleotides long. RefSeq lists its product as uncharacterized. Lineage: Eukaryota; Viridiplantae; Streptophyta; Magnoliopsida; Arecales; Arecaceae. The record is from RefSeq and is a predicted model, not a curated record.
AACCCCUCCUUCCAAAGCCCAAAAGUAUCCUACCCUUCUAUCAUCACUGCUAUCUUCAUUACUGCUCUUACUACUAGCACUUAUAGAGACAAGGAGAUGGGCAAGAAGAAAGGCCGGGCAUGGAGCCUGCUGCGCUUGGCCCUCCUAUGGGUUCAGAAAGGUGGUGCCUUCAAACGGGGCUUAGUGUUCGACCUCCGCCUCCUCCCUGGCUACCUUAAGAGCCUUAAGCCCGGUGGCGGUCACUCUGAUAGGCUCCACUACGGCGAGCGUGAAUUCUCCUUCGAUGAAACCCCUGACUUCCAUUUCAAGACACCGUCCAUGCGGCUCCCCCGGUUACCCUGCAUAACUCCUGCGGCCGACUUCGAUAACGACGAUGACUAUAUCUUCUUCAAGUGCGAGAAAAAGAAUGAAUUCUUCGACAAAGAAUCGAAAGAAGAGUGUUCUAUGGACAGGUGUGAAGGUGGUGAAGAUGAUGAUGAUAAGGGAAUUAAUUGUGGGGAAUUGAUCGAGGUGGAGGAAGAACAAGGAAUUGAUUCGAAGGCGGAGGAGUUCAUAGCCAAGUUCUACGAGGAGAUGAAGCUACAACGCCAGUUCUCGUUGCUUCAAUAUAAUGAGAUGCUUCGUAGAGGCAUGAGUUGAUGGGUUUCUGUUCAAAGAAAUAGAUGUGAAGAUUGAGUCGCUAUAUGUUUUCUUACAUCCUUGUUUGCAUAUCAUACUUUCAAUUCUUUUAUUGCGGCGGUGGUGUAAUUAGUAUUGAGAGCUUGUUCACAGGAGUGCUUUCGACGUAUUUAUGAGUUUAUAAAUAAUUCGAGUUUUCUUGAGGUGUCAUCUGGUCCCAUUUGUUUCGAAUGGAAUGAAGUAUGAUAUGAAAUUGUGGAUGUUUGUAUUGUGUUUUUUUUU